GUUUAAACUUUAAACAUCCCCAUCAGCAAGAACCUGCCCGAGCCUAAGGUCUGCAUAAAUCUGCUUCCUCUUUAUAAAACCUCCCACAGAAGGGCUCGAUUAGCCCUAGAUCGAAUUCAGAUCAGAGAAGGACAGCCGUCUGAUGCGAUGCUGGCUACACCGAGCUUCACACAGAUUUGUGAAAGCUACUGGCGAUGAUGUCAAGACCGAUGGUCCUGGUUUUUUUGCUCCUGAUACUAAUAAUCACAUCCCAGUUUGAAUGGAAGCAACAACUUGGUAAUGAAAUGGAAUUAAGUCCAGGUAUCUCUGGGAAGCAGCAGCAUAUUCUAAAGAAGGACGAAAUUGUCAAAGAAAAAAUAAUAUUAUCUCAGGAGAAGAACAUUCAGAGGCUCAAUGAACUUGUCCAGACUCUCCGGGAACAGCUGCUACAGUGCAGGGGCAGUAACAGUACAAAAAAUGGCAGUGGAAAGUCUCUGGCUGCAAAUGUAAUCGAGCUUGAGCGGCAGGGGAGUCUGGAAGACUAACCUCUCCAUAUCUAUAGGAACUGAAGGUAUCUUGCAAGUUCUUACUGUAUGCAUUGGUGUAUUCAGCAUGACUUGUUGUUUUGCCCAAACAAUUCCAGCAUGCUGAGGUUUUCCUAAAUGUAACUUCAUUAGUAUUCCAACUGGCCGGAGUAUCCUCACAUGAUUAAACUGUAAAUUUCUCCUGUCAAUCUUUCUCAGGUAGUUAAAAUCCUGGCAGUACAGGGCAUGCUUUUAUCA
Molecule: messenger RNA, 761 nt
Organism: Magnolia sinica
Lineage: Eukaryota; Viridiplantae; Streptophyta; Magnoliopsida; Magnoliales; Magnoliaceae
Exons: 3
Coding region: 195-524 (109 amino acids)
Source: RefSeq, a predicted model, not a curated record